ACCCAUGUUGUUACAGUCCCUGCUUACUUUAAUAAUUCUCAACGUCAAGCUACUAUGGAUGCUGGUAAAAUUGCUGGCCUUAAAGAAAUGCGUAUCAUCAAUGAACCAACGGCGGCUGGACUUGCUUAUGGUCUUCAUAUGAAGGCAACCAGUGAUGGUGUGAAGAAUGUUCUUAUCUUUGAUCUUGGUGGUGGUACUUUUGAUGUUUCGUUGAUCACCAUUGACGAGUGUAUCUUUGAAGUCAAGGCUACAGCAGGAGAUACCCUUCUCGGAGGAGAGAAUUUUGAUAACAGGAUGAUAAAUCACUAUAUUCAAGAGUUCGAGAGAAAACACAAGAGAGACAUUAGCAGAGACCCAAAGGCUCUUGCGAAAUUGAGAACUGCAUGUGAGAGGGCAAAGAGGACCCUCUCAACUGCUUACAACACAUUCAUUGAUAUUGAUUCGUUGCAUCAAGGAAUUGAUUUUCAGUCACACAUCACCCGUGCUAGAUUUGAGGAGUUGAACAUGGAUUUGUUCGAGAAAUGUUUGGAACCUGUUGAGAAGUGUUUGAAGGAUGCUAAGAUGAACAAGAGCAGUGUUCACCAAAUUUUGCUCGUUGGAGGUUCGACAAGAAUUCCAAAGGUUCGGUCUCUAUUGCAGGAAUUCUUUGAUGGGAAGGAACUAUGCAAGAACAUCAACCCAGACGAGGCCGUAGCUUAUGGUGCUGCAGUGCAAGCUGCUAUUUUGAAUGGUGUGGAUGAUGUGGAAUUGCAGGACUGUGUGUUGGUGGAUGUGACACCUCUUUCUCUUGGUAUCCGGACACAUGGAGGUGUUAUGGGUGUGUUGAUCCCAAGGAACACAACCAUUCCCACCAGUAAAGAAAUGGUUUUCAUCUGGAAGGGUAAAGACCUGACUGAACUUAUUGCAUCUGGAAGGGAGAAACUUGCUGUUUCUGGCGGUGGUGCUCCAAUGGAGGCCAAUGCAAUAAGGGAUGGUGCUGCUGGUGGUGAAGAAAGAGGUGGAAGAGAAAAUUGA
This is a messenger RNA of Papaver somniferum (opium poppy), 1014 nucleotides long. Its product is annotated as heat shock cognate 70 kDa protein-like. Gene Ontology annotation, biological process: cellular response to unfolded protein; protein refolding. The record is from RefSeq and is a predicted model, not a curated record. The annotation marks the transcript as partial. The transcript has a single exon. Gene Ontology annotation, molecular function: ATP hydrolysis activity; misfolded protein binding; heat shock protein binding. Gene Ontology annotation, cellular component: cytoplasm. NCBI's taxonomy places the organism in Eukaryota, Viridiplantae, Streptophyta, Magnoliopsida, Ranunculales, Papaveraceae.